GCAUCUACGCCAAUUACUCUAUAAAUAAAUACUCGAUGCCCCCUCCUCCUAGCUUCAUUACUUCACAAACCAGCAAGAACACAUAAUAAAAGAAAAUGAUAAAAAUGGUGCUAAAGUUUGUCGUGACGGUGAUAGUGUUUGCACAAAUCUUAGCUCCAAUUGCUGAAGCUGCUCAAGGAAGAGCCGUCUUUUACGACCCUCCCUACACUAAGUCUGCUUGUUAUGGAAAUCAAUACGAAACGAUGGUGACUGGAGUCAGGAACAAUCUGUGGCAAGGAAGCCGAGCUUGUGGUCGGAGGUACAGGGUUCGGUGCAUUGGCCCUACGUACAACUUUCCAAGAGCGUGCACGGGACGUAGCGUAAUCGUCAAGGUAGUUGAUUUAUGCCGGGAGCCUUGCAAUGGCGACCUUAAUCUCUCUCGUGACGCUUUUAGGGUCAUUGCUAAUACUGAUGCCGGCAACGUCCGCGUCGAAUACACUCCGAUAUGAAGAAUAAGCAAAAGAAGGUGAAGAGUUGAUUUCAUGUGUAGUAUUCCAAUAAAUCGAGAGGAACUGAUGUAUUAUCUUUGCUAAAUGUUAUAUGUAUGGAUGGUCCUUGGUGAAAUCAUUGUACUUUUUUCCAUUGUGCUUCAAAUAAGAAUUCCACUAUUUCCUACUAAA
Molecule: messenger RNA, 659 nt
Organism: Brassica rapa (field mustard)
Lineage: Eukaryota; Viridiplantae; Streptophyta; Magnoliopsida; Brassicales; Brassicaceae
Product: EG45-like domain containing protein 2
Biological process (GO): systemic acquired resistance
Cellular component (GO): cell wall; apoplast
Source: RefSeq, a predicted model, not a curated record